UUUUCAAACCCACAGCAAUACAACUGGAAAACAGACGUCAGGCUAAUACAGCUACUGUUCAUGUCCCAAUCAUUUCAGGAAAAUUACUCUUUAUAUUCACGUUGUUCAUAUUCAUGGAUGAACACGAAUGAACAAGCGGAAAACAAAACGCAUUGGAAAAGGAGCGUGAUGAGCGUGCUGGGCCGUAGCUGUCGUAGCUAGUCACGCGGUGGGUGGGAGGGGAGGGAGUCCAUCCGCACCACCAGCAACACUGCACCAUGGCGAAACCCGGGGCCGACAGAGAUGGAUCCAUGGUAGACAAACCGACUGGGAAGAAGAGCAAAGAUAAGAUUUCCCUCUUCACCAAGACUCCGAAGCUUGACCGCAGUGAGUUUCUGGGGGGGAAGGAAGGGAAACCACCCAAGUCUAUCAUGAAACGCAAACUGUCCUUCACCGUGAGCCCCCCUCGCAACAAGGAGAGGGAAUCAGACACAGAUGAGUCAGACCCAGGCCAGUCCACUGAGUCCUGGGGAGAGUCUGAAGGGAGGUUAGUGACUCCCUGCAGGAUGUGUUUAGCAGAUAAAGAUGGCCCGGAUAAGAAGAAAGUCAAGAAGGAGUCUGGGGGGAGUAAGAAGGCCCCGGUUAAUCUUCUGUUUGGCUACCCGUUGUCGGAACGCAAGCAGAUGGCCCUCCUGAUGCAGAUGACCGCCAGGGACAACAGCCCAGACUCGACACCUAGCCACCCGUCCCAGGCCCCCCCGGUGCAGAAGAAGCUCCCCAGCAGCACGGCCUCCAGAGCGAGGGACAAGGUGAACAAGAGGAACGAGCGUGGCGAGACGCCGCUACACAUGGCCGCCAUACGAGGGGAUGCCAAGCAUGUCAAGGAGAUCAUCAGCCUGGGAGCUGACGUCAACGUCAAAGACUUCGCAGGCUGGACCCCUCUUCACGAGGCGUGUAACCUUCUGAUCGUUCUGGACUCCACGAUGCCUCCAAUUGUGAAGCUGCUGCUGAGACAUGGAGGCAAUGCGUUCCAGGCCAACAAGAGAGGGGAGCGGCCCGUGGACAUCGCUGAUUCCCACGAGCUGGAGCUCCUCCUAAAGGGGGAGGUGCCCCUCUCAGACCCAGAGGACAGCUCCUCAGAGUCUGAAGACCCUCCUUCGGUUAACCCCUCAAGUGUGGACGUGGAUGAGGACAACAUGGAUGACUCGGACAUGGAGAAAGUCUCCGAAGGCAAACGGAGCACCGUGAAGGCCUCACCCCCCAUGUCUGGCCUGGACGAGUAUGAGUUCAAAGACGAGGAGGAAGAAGAAGACCUGAGUAAAGCCCUGAACGACAGACACAUCCUCCGGAGAGAGCUGAGGCAGGAAGAGAAGGAUCAUUUGGCCGUGAAGCAGAGCGGUAAAAGGGACGGUAGCGUCUCAGUCCAGUCCUCUAAGUCUAAGAAGACGAAGACGUCGUCCCGUGUCCUGUAUUGCACCUCGGAUAGUUCCAGUGAUGAGAUGGAGAUGCCGUCAGAGAGAAGGAGCUCUCCGACCUGUUCCCACGGCUCGGAGGGCCACAAGGCGUCAGACGCCAGCAGGACUAAGAAAGAGAACCUCACGACUUCCGAAAAGAAAGACAAAGGCAGCAAAGUAAAGAAGAAGAACAAGAGCAAGAGUAAGAACAAGGAGAACCAGGAGGACGGGAAGGAGAACAGCAAAGCUCUGGUGUUCUCCGUAGCCACCGUGUCUGUGUCGGAGACGCACGCGGACAAGAACAACCGGGGACUCUGUGGGGACGAAGACUCGUUCAAGAUGUCCUUCAGUCCCAAGGAUGACUCGUCCGUCCACCUAUUCCAUCUGUCUGCCACCGUCAAGUCCCCCAAGCUCAACCACGGCCUGGCCGACAAGCAGCCGUCCUCCAACCCGCUCAAACAGGAGAACGCCAAGAUGACAUGCGUCUCGAUUGCCGAAGGCCCCUGUCCGCCGGAUGGUGUCAAGUACAACCACUACAACCCAGAGUCUGAGUUCUGCACGGAGAGCUCCAGUAGUAAAGGCUGCAAGCACAAGGAGAAGAGCAAGCACCACCAGAAUGACGUCAUCAUGGACGCUGGUGGUGGUGCGGGGGUGGAAGACGGAGGCUCCAGUCCGUAUAAUAAAGAUGGCGGCGUUGCCAACAGCGUGGACAUCUCUGAAGGUGGUGCCUUACGGAAGACUGAUAAGGACGGCAAGGUGGUCAAGAAGCACAAGUUAAAACACAAGGAGAAGGACAAGCCCAGGAGGGAGUAUGAGCCAGAGAGGAACCGCCACCGGCAGAAGGAGUGCGGCAGAAAGGACAGCCACAGGAACCUGGAAUUCGACCGGGAGUUCUGGAAAGAGAACUUCUUCAACGAUGACGACCCUUUGCCUCCAGGGAAAAUGGAGAGGGAGGACUGCGGAUCUCCUCAGAAUACCUCAACGUCGGGCAGCUCUCCUGUGAAGGAAGAGAGAAAAGAGACGAAAGAAAAACACCCCUCUAGCAUCAGCAGCAAGGAGAAAAGGCAGAGAAGAGAAGAGGAACGUUUGAAGAAGGAGAGGAAAGAGACCUCGGCUGUCUGUAAAGAGGAGAGGGGGGGAAAGGAUGGGAAGCUCAGUGAGCGUGAGGAAAGGACUGAGUGCCUAAGCUCUGUACGGGUUUCGGUUCCUGAGGAGACGCAGUGUAACUCCACCAGUGUGAAUGACGAACCGGAGGAGAAACCGGUAACGGGGACCACGUCUACAGCUGAUUCAGACCAGCUGGAUGCCUCUGAGAAAUGCCGGCGGGACAAAUACGACAGGAGGCCUUCUGUAAAGGAACGUGAGGUUGACAAGACGGAUAAAAAACAUCCCGACAGAGAAAAGAAAGUCAAGAUUGAGCACCCUGAGAAAUCAGAGAAUUCACAGAAUUCCAUGGAUCGCUGGAAAGAGAGGGAGAAGGAAAGGAUGGCAUCCCCUGGUGACAAGAACCACAAAGAGAUCGAGAAGAUCAGAGCCUUGUCCUCGACUAAAAAAUACGAGGAGAGCAAGGACAAGAAGAGCAAAGACAAGCCAGAUAAGAGGUGUGACAGGGAGAGGCAGGAGAGGGAGUACAACGCGGGAGAACACAAAGACAGGACGAGCUUUGAUAAGAAAGGAAAACCUCCUUUAGAGAAAUCCAUGGACCACAGUAAAUCUGAUCGCUCUAAGGAAAAAGAGAAAGACAAAGACUGCGAUAAGAAGAAAAGGGAAAAAUCUAAAGACAGCGCUUCCUCAUCUUCCUCCUCCUCUUCUAACCUGAAGCUCCUCUUGGAGGAGAAGGGCUAUGUGUCUGAAAGUUGCAAGACAUUACCAGCAAAACUACUAAAGACAGAGGACCUCCCAAAGACUCCAGAGAAAGACCGAGACAGGAGAGACCGAGAAUCCAGAGACUCGGACAAGCACCGAGAUCGGGACAAAGACCGUUCCAAGGACCGUUCCAAGGAGGGUGGCAAGGCCAGUAAGACCAAACCCAACGAGACGGAGACUGACCGAGACAACCGGUCCAAAGCUAAAGCCUCGCCUGCCACCCGGGAAGAGCAGAAGCCCAAAGAGAAACGUCUGGUCAACGAAGACUUGAGGCAGACCAGCUUCGAACGCAUGCUGAGUCUGAAGGACCAGGAGAUUGAACAGUGGCACCGGAAGCAUCUAGAAAAGAUCAAACAGAAGGAGCGGGAGAGGAUGAAACAACGGCCUUCCUCUACGACGACGGACACAGGGAAGCUCAAAAGCAAAGCCAAAGCCAAGACUACGUCCUCGUCUUCUGGAGAACUGUGCUUGAGCAAAGAAUUGCUUCGCUCCAAGAGCUCUGAAGGCUCCUCCGACGUUCACUGUCGGGACAGAGACAAACCCCUUAAGGACAGCACCAGCUCCAGAACCAUGUCUCUGGACGGGAAGACACUCUCCUGCCUCAGUGGGAAGCUGAUGGCUGGUAUGGAGAACAGCUUGAGCAGGUCACCCAGGCCAGAAAGCGAGCGGCCGGGUCUCAUGUCCAGGUCUGUGUCUAUGAUCUCUGUGGCCAGCUCUGAAGACUCCUGUCAGGCUACAUUGCUGACACCGAGACCUAUUGAGUACGACUCGGAUAUGACCCUGGAAACCUCCCAGGACUUUCAGCUGCCUUUCCUCCUGUCUUCCUUCCUCCCAUAUCCUGCCGUUCACGACAAAGACGACAACAGUCUUCCAGAAGAGCCGGGGCAAGGCAACCAGACUCCGCUGCAGAGCAGACACGCUUCCCCUUGCCUUAGGGCUAUUCUGGACGAAGACGCUAACUGUGCGACGGCGUCUGAGUGCAAACCUAUCGAAACUCUGUCCAAGGUCGCCGUGGUGCCUGCUGCUGCUCAACCCAGUGAAGAGUCCACAAGUGUUCAGCCUUUAGAAACCUGUGCGGAUCCAGAGGAGAGCCAGAGUCAAAGUGAUCCAAUUCAGAUGCUUCCGAAUCUUCCUAAUGCAAUAACAGAUGCAGAUCUCAACACUGAGAGUGAAGGGAACACCGCUUCAGGUGUCCAUCUCCCACCUCAAGCGUCCAACACCAGAGAUCCUCACGUAAAGGACUCCUCAACACUUCAGCAGGCUAGUGUCCCACAGCUAGCUACGCCAGAACAGAGAGGGUUUUCUUCCACCUCUGAUCCUCUCCUAAUACGGGACGUCCAGUGUAUCCCUGUGGAGACCUCCAGUGCGGCGCCUGAAUGUAGCAUGAAAGACCUGCCCUCUGAGGACAUGACGCCACUGGUGACAUUAUCUUCUCUGUCCUGUCAACUGCCGUUCUCCAGCACCGAAAUCACCUCAUCUCUCUCUGCUAGCCAGUCACGGGAAACCCUUCCAAACACCAGUACGGUGACCUCAGGGCAGACGAAGACAGAGAUUGAUGGAGAUCUGGUUCUUGAUUCUAAAGAUAAAACUCUGGUUGACAGUGGAGCUAGCAGCGCUGAAAACAGAGCAGCUGUAGAGAGCCUUCAGAGUGCGUUAGGAGCGUCUAGACCCGGAUGGAUGGACAACCCAGUAGCCUCCACCAGCAAACACCCACCACCCAGCGCUAACUCAGAGGACUCCACGAUGACCACCAGCAAACACCCACCACCCAGCGCUAGCUCAGAGGACUCCACGAUGACCACCAGCAAACCCAAGGACUCUCAAGAGGAGAUGGACACUGACGGGAACAGUAAAGACUGUAAGAAAUCCAGAUGCAUUGUGGGUCCUAGCGAUCCUCAGCCGGACGAAAACCAUCCUACUGGCCAGCUUACGUCAUCCACUGUGUCGCGCUGCUCGAGCCCUGAACACAAGGAAGAAGAAGAAGAACCUUCUGACGCUCCUGAGAAGUGGAGAGGUCCUGAGGCCAUGUCAACAGAAAAGGCUAGCUGUUGGUCUUCAUCAGAGGGCAGUAGUAUGGUCACCAUCCCCGAGGUGAAGUCAGAGCCACGCCAAGAGCCUACCUCCGAGGAGAGGCCAGAAGGACAGACUCCCUCGAUUGUUGGAUCAGACCAGACCCAGAGUGUUUCUGGACAGAGUUGUAACUUCCAGCAGGGCUCCCGGACAGACCAGAGUGGUAGUAGUGGUAGUUACAGCUGCAGUGGGUUCUCUGCUAGCUCUUCCCCCCAGUCUGGGGACAGAGACUCUGACUCCUCCGGGGCGAAGGCCAAGGUCCUCUCCCUAACCAUGGAAGAGGACCAGGACUUCCAGCAGACCCACCCCAGGAAGAGGAAGAUGCCCAGGUUGUCUACCUCCAACCAGGCUGGAGGCAGCAUGCAGCAGGAGUCUCUGGCGUCCAUCGUUGACUCUCUGAAGCUGGAGGAGAUUCAACCGUACCAGACGGAGAGGGCCAACCCUUACUACGAGUUCCUGCACAUCCGUAAGAAGAUCGAGGAGAAGCGUAAAGUGUUGCUGAGCGUCACCCCCCAGCCGCCGCAGUAUUACGACGAAUACGUGACGUUUACAGGAUCGUACCUGCUAGACGGGAACCCGCUCAGCAAACUCUGUAUUCCAACUAUAACUCCCCCUCCGUCUCUCCCGGACCAACUGAAGGAGAUGUUUAAGCAACAGGAAGUUGUUCGUAUGAAGAUACGCUUGCAGCACAGCAUUGAACGGGAAAAGUUGAUUGUUUCCAACGAGCAGGAAGUGUUACGAGUCCACUACCGGGCCGCCAGAACGCUAGCCAAUCAGACGCUCCCGUUCAGUGCAUGCACCGUGCUAUUGGACGCCGAGGUGUACAACAUGCCUCAGGAUGCCCAGGCAAGUGGCAUGAUGUCACGCACUGUAGAAUCAGGUGACCAAGAUCGUUUCAACGCCCGCCAGUUCAUGUCCUGGUUACAAGAUGUGGACGACAAGUUCGAUAAACUCAAGACGUGUCUUCUGAUGAGGCAGCAGCACGAGGCAGCAGCUCUUAAUGCUGUCCAGCGUCUCCAUUGGCAGCUGAAACUCCAGGAGCUGGAUCCAGUCGUGUACAAGUCCACCUCCAUCUUCGAGAUAUCCGAGUUCUACAUCCCCCUGGUAGAGGUCAACGACGACUUUGACCUCACGCCCAUAUGACCCGUGACCUUUAGGCUCGGACCGGCAGUCAGGGGACCGAUGAUUAGGAAGGAUCAUCUUGUGGCCCAUCUACCGGUGAAGGGAUGGAGGGAUGGAGAACGUGAGGCACUUGGAACAUGGAUGUGUGUAGAGAGCACCACUAUUGUGUGUUUGAGCAGCACUUCUCGACAUGUGGCUAUGUUUACCACUGAGCUCCUAUGGUAGACACCACAGACCUCCCUCCCUCCUACACCAAGAGGCCUGGCCUUAUCCUCCCUAGUGGCACACUGACUGCUUAUUCUGUUCUGGACAGACCUGGAGCUCCACCAAGGCUCGGGGGCCCAGACCAUUCACUUACCCCAGGAGCCAGGGCCCGAGGCUGGGCAAAGGUUGGGGCAGCGCCAGGUGCUGCUGUCUGCUGAGAGGAGAGCGCGCCAGAGAGAGACCAAGCAUGGAUACUAUUCCCUAUAUAGGGCACUAUGUGAAGUGUAUAGAAAAUAGGGUGCCAUUUCUGAUCUUCCAUGUGGAGUCGACCAUCUCUCUGCCCCUCCUGAUGUUCCAUAUGGAGUCGACCAUCUCUCUACACCUCCUGAUGUUCCCUAUGGAGUCGACCAUCUCUCUACACCUCCUGAUGUUCCCUAUGGAGUCGACCAUCUCUCUACACCUCCUGAUGUUCCAUAUGGAGUCGACCAUCUCUCUACACCUCCUGAUGUUCCCUAUGGAGUCGACCAUCUCUACACCUCCUGAUGUUCCCUAUGGAGUCGACCAUCUCUACACCUCCUGAUGUUUCCUAUGGAGUCGACCAUCUCUCUGCACCUCCUGAUGUUCCCUAUGGAGUCGACCAUCUCUCUGCACCUCCUGAUGUUUCCUAUGGAGUCGACCAUCUCUCUGCACCUCCUGAUGUUCCCUAUGGAGUCGACCAUCUCUCUGCACCUCCUGAUGUUCCCUAUGGAGUCGACCAUCUCUCUGCCCUCUACACCUCCUGAUGUUCCCUAUGGAGUCGACCAUCUCUCUGCACCUCCUGAUGUUUCCUAUGGAGUCGACCAUCUCUCUACACCUCCUGAUGUUCCAUAUGGAGUCAACCAUCUCUCUGCCCUCUACACCUCCUGAUGUUCCCUAUGGAGUCGAGCAUCUCUCUACACCUCCUGAUGUUCCCUAUGGAGUCGACCAUCUCUCUACACCUCCUGAUGUUCCCUAUGGAGUCGACCAUCUCUCUACACCUCCUGAUGUUCCCUAUGGAGUCGACCAUCUCUCUGCACCUCCUGAUGUUCCCUAUGGAGUCGACCAUCUCUCUGCACCUCCUGAUGUUCCCUAUGGAGUCGACCAUCUCUCUGCACCUCCUGAUGUUCCCUAUGGAGUCGACCAUCUCUCUACACCUCCUGAUGUUCCCUAUGGAGUCUACCAUCUCUCUGCACCUCCUGAUGUUCCCUAUGGAGUCGACCAUCUCUCACCUCCUG
Molecule: messenger RNA, 7948 nt
Organism: Oncorhynchus nerka (sockeye salmon)
Lineage: Eukaryota; Metazoa; Chordata; Actinopteri; Salmoniformes; Salmonidae
Product: ankyrin repeat domain-containing protein 12-like
Exons: 14
Coding region: 258-6512 (2084 amino acids)
Cellular component (GO): nucleoplasm
Molecular function (GO): protein binding
Source: RefSeq, a predicted model, not a curated record